Molecule: messenger RNA, 4405 nt
Organism: Camelus dromedarius (Arabian camel)
Lineage: Eukaryota; Metazoa; Chordata; Mammalia; Artiodactyla; Camelidae
Gene: SPIN1
Product: spindlin 1
Exons: 6
Coding region: 282-1070 (262 amino acids)
Biological process (GO): gamete generation; regulation of DNA-templated transcription
Cellular component (GO): nucleoplasm; cytosol
Source: RefSeq, a predicted model, not a curated record
CGCGGAACGGAGCGGGGGCGGGGCGGCGCCGUCUGGCUCGGUCGGGCCCGGGCGGGAGCGCGGCGUGGGACAGUAGGGCUCGCGGGCUGCGGACGGCGGCUUAGGUGGCCGGCAGAGCACUUAGGAUUGCACGGAUUUUUGCUGAACUUGUAAAGGAGGCACUUGGGAUGAUGGAUUAAUAACAACAGCAUUGAAAUUCUAUGGAAAGUUUCAAAUUGGAGCAUUCAAGUUGAAUUUUCACCCUAGUCCAGCAGCUCUGCUGCUCACUUAAAUGCAGAUGAAUGAAGACCCCAUUCGGGAAGACACCUGGCCAGCGGUCCAGAGCUGAUGCAGGCCAUGCUGGUGUGUCUGCAAGCAUGAUGAAGAAACGGACAUCCCACAAAAAACAUCGGAGCAGUGUGGGGCCGAGCAAACCUGUUUCCCAGCCCCGGAGGAACAUCGUAGGCUGCAGGAUUCAGCAUGGGUGGAAAGAGGGGAAUGGCCCUGUCACCCAGUGGAAAGGAACCGUUCUGGACCAGGUGCCUGUAAACCCUUCUUUGUAUCUUAUAAAAUACGAUGGAUUUGACUGUGUUUAUGGACUAGAACUUAAUAAGGAUGAAAGAGUCUCUGCGCUUGAAGUCCUCCCUGACAGAGUUGCAACGUCUCGAAUCAGUGAUGCACACCUAGCCGACACAAUGAUUGGCAAAGCAGUGGAGCACAUGUUUGAAACCGAGGAUGGCUCUAAAGACGAAUGGCGGGGGAUGGUCUUAGCACGCGCCCCUAUAAUGAACACGUGGUUUUACAUCACCUACGAGAAAGAUCCUGUCUUGUACAUGUACCAGCUCUUAGAUGAUUAUAAAGAAGGCGACCUUCGCAUUAUGCCGGAUUCUAACGAUUCACCUCCAGCAGAAAGGGAGCCAGGAGAAGUUGUGGACAGCCUGGUAGGCAAGCAAGUGGAAUAUGCCAAAGAGGACGGCUCCAAGAGGACUGGCAUGGUCAUUCACCAAGUAGAGGCCAAACCGUCUGUCUAUUUUAUCAAGUUUGAUGAUGACUUCCACAUUUAUGUCUACGAUUUGGUGAAAACGUCUUAGAUGUCACCAUGAACUUUGCCAAACUUGUGGAACUAUUAAAUGUAUAAUUUGUAGACAUAAAGACUUGAUUGCUUUCCAGUUUAAUGAAAGCUUAAAUGUCCCUGCGAACCCACAAUCUCUGCCAGCAGAACUGGUUUUGUUCUGAACAGUACAGAUUUAUGUGAACACAAAGCAUUUUGUGUAAGGAACUCCUUCCUCUUCAAGGAAGUCUGUCUGUUUGGAAGGGAGUUACAGGCAAGUCUGGUAAAAGUUAAGCUAGUGUCAUAGUCAUUUAAACCUGUAACAGAUCUCACCCACUCUCCCCUCACUCUUAACUCUUAUUCUGCUGCCACAAUGCAAGCAUAGUUUGGUAUUUUUGUUAAUUGCCUUUUUUGAAUAUAUGUAUCUAUAUCUACCUACCUAUCUAUAUCUGUGUGUAUACAUAUAUAAUAUAAAUAUAUAUAUACACAUACACAUAGAUCUGUGUACACACACACACACACACACACACUUCAUCGGCAGUCCUUUCUUUGUGGUUUGGGGUGGGGAUUAAAUAAUUUUCUCCAGUUUAACAGGAGUACUUGACCCAGGUCAUUCAUAUUUAGUAUAUUACUGCUGUUUAUUUAAAAUUGGGCACAGGAAGCACAUAGGGACAUCCAGCUCAUCUUGGAAGUCAGAAGUUCGGAGCACCAUUUGAAUCUGGAGGCUUUGAACCAUAAGUCCUUAUGAACGGUUAAUGACCCAUACUAGAAUUUUAGAAAACAGUUAGGAAUCUGGGUAAAAGGCUGCCUUUAAUUCUAAGUUUUUUACAUUUUUUGUUUACAUUUUUUUAUUAUAAAUACUUUUUUUUUUUUUUUUAAGAAAAGCCCAGGAACUUGGUCCACAUAGUGUAAUGCAGGCGUAUUUUGGACAGCACAUUUGGUCCAUCAUUUGUACAAAUUAGUAAUCUGGGUUUUAGUACACGGAUUUAAAAGGCACCAGUACGUCAGUGGUUUAUGUGUACUUGGUAAGUUCCUGGAAGGGCACAGUGCUUCUAUAUUAGAAAUGUAAGUUUGAGAACGGUGUUACUGUCUCCUAACAAGUUCUCUGGGGCACCUUUAUUUUUAUUACUAUUAUUGUUGAUACAUGAUUAUGAUCAGAAGGCUUUUUCCCCUCGACUUUUUCCCGCAAAGACUGUCUAGACAAGUAACAGCUUGCAUCUCAUGACACCUUCCGUGGUGCUGCGUGUUCCUGCCCGUGGUCUGCUGUUGAUGGGGGUUCAUUCCAUUUGGUGGGUCCUGCCACAUCAGGGUCAGCCACCUGCGCUGGCUUGCAGGUGUGACUAACAACAGCCCUUAGCCAUAGAGUUCUUUCCUGCUUUACUCCUGCAAGAUUGUUCUAACCAAAAUACUGCAAAACGUGGUUUGUUUCGUGGCAAAGUGUCCGUCUGUCACUUUGAGUAAGCCCUGGCAUCUUGGAAGCUAGGAGAAAGGCAGUGUGUGAGAUCAGUUUUGUGGAGAUUGAAAAUCUUACUUAGAACUUUGGCAGAAAGCUCAGUGCAUUCACUGUCAAACAGCAGAGUUCUGUGUGUCCUCCAUGGCUGUUCGUGCUGUUAGAGGUUCUGCAGUUUCAGGGCCACGCAGUGCGUGGUUCGCGUGCUGCCUGUUGUCGCCUGCAGGAAGGCUGUGCCUUGUGCUGGGGUUCAGGAACCUUGCGCACCAUGUAAAUCCAGCACCCCCGUUCUGUGCAGUGUGCCCAGUGCCUCACUGAGGGCAGCCAGAGGCCAGCUUCUCCAUUCAGUGAGUACCCAAGUCUUAGAUGUUUCUCCUGUGCUUGAAACAAGUGUUGCCUGUCACCUGUUCUCCUGGUGGCUCUGGUAAGAGUCCCUGCAUAUGAAUCUCAAGGCCGAGCCCAGCUCCCCAAGCCCAAGUGGCCACGUGUGGCCCAGAGAGUGAGUGUACCCAGUGUGCACUGCGUGAACAGGGAGGGCCCAGUGACUUCAGACUAAAAACAAAGUCAUUUGGAGGUACCCUGAGGGUUGGGUCAGCUGAAACAUUUCUCGCAUUGAUGACUUGCAUUGUGGUUUUUCUGCAAGUACCUUUAGCAACUUUGAAUUCCACAUGAUCUGCCACUCCAGGUGAAUGUGACAUUUGAUGACUGUUAUCAUUAUUUUGAUCAUUGUUGCAUUUAUUGCCUUUAGGGUUGAAGGAAGGGGAAGGGGUUUUUGUUGUUUUUCCAUUUUUUUCCCAUUGUUUUUUCUUUUGGUGGCUUCAACCACACUUCCUAACGCCGUGACUAACUGCUCCCUAGCCGAGUACUUCAGGCUGCGUUUAGGCUCAUGUUGCAGAUCUGCAUGCGUUGCUUGCGUUUUCCUGGUAUCUGAAUGUUGGUUCCUUGUUCUAGGAAUACAACAUCAAUUUCCAAAAUUACCAUGGGACUUGUGACAACACAAGACAUGAAUCUGUGUAUAAAAUAUAUUGGCCUUUCUCAUUGACCUGCUAUAGUAUUACCGUGUCGUGUGUGUGCGUGUGUGAAGUCCGGCUGCCAUGUAAAGCUUCAAAGGAAAACUAAAAGCAGACCAUCCUUUUUUGCAUGCCCUAUUCUAAGUAGAGUGUUCAGUGUAACUAACUAAAACUGCAUGUUAAAUAUAUUUAGGUUUUUUGUUUUCUAUCUUUGUUUUUUAUUUGUUUUCAGUUUCUGUAUAUUUGCUUACUGUGCUGUUUUAGUGGUUGUAGGAUAAAAAUGCACUGGUGAAGCAAAUGUAGUGCCAACAGAAGGUGAUUUUUCCAGUUGUAUAUGUCAUGCAGCAUUUGAAGGGACUGUGCGUUCUUGAAACAAUCGCAGUUGCUUCUAAACCAGAUUUCAUUUCUGUUGUUUUAUGUGCCAAACCCCGAAGUGCAUUGGGCUCGACUCUCUGAACGCUGCGGACCCAUUAGAAGACUGUUUUUGAUUGUCACAAAUUGUAGUGCCUGAAAACAUUCUUCAGCUGAUUGUCUUAAAAAAAAAAAGAAAGAAAGUUCUCCAAAGACAAAACAGGAACAAUUAUUAUAACAGAAAAUAAUUACAGUCAAAAUGUCUGUGGUUCCUUGGAAAUGCUGCGCUCUCUGUAUUCUCCAUCAUUAGUGCAGUUCGAACGAAUGUGUAUAGUUCAGAGGUCUUCGUGUUUGCAUUUUAAAAUUAGGUAAAUGACCUCAUCUUUCAAGCUUGAAUUCAUUUUUAAUUUUAAUUUUAUUUUAUACAAUGUGUAGACAGUUCCCUGUUCUCUGCAUUUAGAAGUAUAAACAAUAUAAAUCUGUUAAUUCUGUAAGUAAUUUUUAUAAUUAUGAUGUAACUCUAUCCUAUCCUUAAAACAUUUAAAAUAAACCCUUUAUGUGCAA